CCACACGUGUUUCAUGGGUGGCUGUAGCAACAGCUGUGGCAUUCCCAUUCAUUUUCGGAUACCAAAAAAUGAAAUACUGGAUUUCAGCCUGCUGGUGGUAGAAUGUGAGGUUUAAAUUUCUCAGUCAAGCGUACCAUGUAGGUGUGAAAGAAGACCAUCAUGGCCAGCGACAUGAUCCUGCUGAUGAAGGGGCUCGCCAGGCUCGGCAAAGCCGUGAUCGAGACGCAGGCCAGUAACCUGCGCGGCAUCGCCGGGUCCGAAGGGCCGCUGGCCGCAGCCAGGAGCAUGCAGGCCACGGCAGAGCAGGGCCUCAGUGCUACGAUGCAGAAGAUGCAGGAGUUUGGCAGCCAGCAGCAGAACAUGUCAGAUAUUGGACCAGAAUUUGACUCCCGUUAUGAUUUUUCUGGUACCGAGGAGAACGUUGCCGACUCGUCAAGGCAAGGCUUUUCGAACAGAGACGAUGCGCCCGUCAGCGACCACAUCUCCUCAGAGAGCACCAGCAGCGGAGGGCCACGGAUGUACAGCCAUGUUUCGGAGAAGUCAAACGGCGGAGUCUUUGGGAGCUACAAGACCCCAAACGGGCAGUUUACGGGGCAGUCUCGCUCAUUCCACCAGGACCACUCCUCAGUUAGUGGGCUUACAGCGGAGGACAUUGAUAAGGCCAGGGAGGCCAAAAGAAACAGCUCUAAGCCCCACAAACAAAUGCUCAGCGAAAGGGCACGAGAGCGAAAGGUGCCAGUUACUAGAAUCGGGAGACUUGCGAAUUUUGGUGGCCUGGCUGUUGGCCUUGGCAUCGGGGCCCUGGCUGAAGUGGCCAAGAAGAGCCUGAGGUCAGAGGAUCGAAAUGGGGAUAAAAAAGCCGUCCUGGAUUCCAGCCCUUUCCUCUCAGAAGCAAACGCAGAAAGAAUUGUCCGCACCCUGUGCAAGGUACGCGGAGCAGCUCUGAAACUUGGCCAGAUGCUCAGCAUUCAAGAUGACGCGUUUAUUAAUCCUCAGCUGGCGAAGAUCUUUGAGCGGGUUCGACAGAGUGCGGACUUCAUGCCAAUAAAGCAGAUGAUGAAAGCUUUGAACAAUGACUUGGGGCCAAACUGGAGAGACAAGCUGGAGUUCUUUGAGGAGAGGCCCUUUGCAGCUGCCUCUAUUGGCCAGGUACACCUGGCAAAGCUGAAGGGUGGCAAGGAGGUGGCCAUGAAGAUUCAGUAUCCUGGAGUGGCACAGAGCAUCAACAGUGAUGUGAAUAAUUUAAUGACAGUUCUCAGUAUGAGCAACUCAUUGCCUGAAGGUCUCUUCCCUGAGCAUUUGAUUGAGGUUAUGAGUCGUGAGCUGGCGUUGGAAUGUGAUUAUAUAAGGGAAGCCAAAUGUGCCAGGAAAUUCAAGGAACUCCUGAAGGACCACCCCUUAUUCUACGUGCCAGCUGUGAUCGAUGAGCUCAGCAACCAGCAUGUCCUCACAACCGAGCUGGUGCCGGGCUUCCCGCUGGACCAGGCUGAUGACCUCUCUCAGGACCUUAAGAAUGAAAUAUGUGAAAACAUUCUGAUGCUCUGCUUGCGGGAGCUUUUUGAAUUCCGAUACAUGCAGACGGAUCCAAAUUGGUCCAAUUUCUUCUAUGAUCCCCAGACGCACAGGGUUGCACUCCUAGAUUUUGGAGCUACAAGGGGUUUUGAUUUGGACUUUACUGAUGUCUACAUUGAGGUCAUCAAAGCAGCAGCAGAUGGGAAUCGACAGCGGGUUCUAGAAAAAUCAGUAGAGAUGAAGUUUCUCACUGGAUACGAAACAAAGGCUAUGGAGAAUGCCCAUGUGGAUGCAGUGAUGAUCCUGGGAGAAGCCUUUUCCGAGGACAAGCCCUUUGACUUUGGCUCCCAGAGCACCACCCAGCGUAUCCACAACCUCAUCCCCGUGAUGCUGAAGCAGCGGCUGACCCCUCCUCCUGAGGAGACCUAUUCUCUGCACCGCAAAAUGGGCGGCUCCUUCCUCAUCUGCUCCCGGCUCAAAGCGAGAAUCAGCUGCAAGCACAUGUUCGAGGAAGCCUACAAGAAGUACUGGAGUGAACGGAAAAAAGGACCAAGCCAAUGACUGUGAAGCCAAACAUUUCGAAAAGAGAAUGAAAUAUCGCAGGAAAUGGAACUGUGGGCACAUCUGGAAUUUUCUUGCGCCCUGCCAUGCUGCUUUUCUUGUCAGUUGAAUGUACCAAGGGCACUUUUUCCCAGGUUUUUUCUGAAAUUCCUGCUGUAUUCAUUUUAAAAAGUACACUUUGCAUUCAGCUCCAGUUAUCACUUUGAUACUCGAUUCAGUUUCAUAAAAGAAUGUAACCCAUAUAUACACAUCUGUUUUGCAAGAAAGGUUUGGUAGGAGGAUUAAAAUGUGUUUUUGAGAUGGCAGGAGAGCAGUAAUUGAGGUUAUAGGAAUGUGCCAGAAAAUGCAUUAUGAGGUGAAAUGAAGCCACACUCUGUAACAUGAACUUGAGCGUGGUAACUGGUUAUCAUCUUUUGUAGAAGCAUUGAAACACAUUUAACUGCUGAAAGCCAAAACAUUUUAAAUGGUUCGUAUUAAGGUAAACGAUUAAUUACUACUGAAUUUUCUUCUAGUUCAUCCUAAAGUACAGUAUUUAGGUGUCUGAAUAAAUGCUGGCCUGUGUAAACAUUAUCUGUCAUCAUCAGAAAAGACAUAGAGAAAAAAGACAGAGCCAUGAUACUGUAUUUACAGGCAUGUACAUGAGGCAUUUGAUUUGUAUUUUAACAAGACAUUCUUGUACUACACGCACAACAUCAGUUCUGGGUUAACAAACAAGAUAAUUCCUUUAGGCAGGAAAAAAAAGUGGAACAGAACCUGUUUUAAUGUCAUCGUCCAUUUGAAUACUUUACAUUUGCAUCUGGAGAAUUGUCCGAGGCUCGCUGAAGGAAGUCCCAGAUUCCUGAAUGUUUAUUUUUCCUGGGGGGGUGUCUUGGAAAUCAGAAGGUGAAUUUGAUCUUUUUUUUAUUUCUAGAGACUGCCUUUCUUUUUUAAUUUUAAUACCUGCUUGAAAUAGGAAUUUGUUUAGAUACUUUCACUGGGUUUUAAAAGCCUGUUGUGUUUACCUCCUGUCGCUUUUCCUCACUGUCAUGUCAUCAAAAGCGAUUGGUGCAGGGUUGUGUAUUUGUUAGUUGUUAAAAAUACUAUUGUACUGAGAAAUAAAAUUUGUAAACUGUA
Messenger RNA from Lepisosteus oculatus (spotted gar), 3186 nucleotides. It is a transcript of the gene coq8aa, whose product is annotated as coenzyme Q8A, genome duplicate a. NCBI's taxonomy places the organism in Eukaryota, Metazoa, Chordata, Actinopteri, Semionotiformes, Lepisosteidae. Gene Ontology annotation, biological process: ubiquinone biosynthetic process. The record is from RefSeq and is a predicted model, not a curated record.